This is a messenger RNA of Biomphalaria glabrata, 7373 nucleotides long. Its product is annotated as cholesterol transporter ABCA5-like. The transcript is spliced from 37 exons. The record is from RefSeq and is a predicted model, not a curated record. Gene Ontology annotation, molecular function: ATP hydrolysis activity; lipid carrier activity; ABC-type transporter activity. Gene Ontology annotation, biological process: lipid transport; transmembrane transport. Lineage: Eukaryota; Metazoa; Mollusca; Gastropoda; Planorbidae. Gene Ontology annotation, cellular component: intracellular membrane-bounded organelle; membrane. Bases 582 to 5663 code for a protein of 1693 amino acids.
GACUAAAGAAUUUUAGUAUAUUAUUAGAUUAUUAGUAUAUCAACCGCGAAAACAAGAAAAAAAUUAUUUGUAAAUUCUUUGUCACUUUCAGAUGAGACUUAUAGACAAAUAUAGAACGCCAAGGCCUUCACCUUAUAAUGUUUAAGAUUAAAUGUGAAUGAUUAGGUUUCUUUGUAGGCUAAUGUUCACGUGUGUUUGCUCGCUUGUGUGACUGUGUCUACAUAGUCAUCGUCAUGUGUGUGGGAGAUGUGUCUUAAGACUGAUUACACAACGGACGGUCGUAUGGGGAUAUUUCUUGAGACUAUAUUUAGAAUGCGUCGCGUAAUGUUUAGGUAUAAGAGUAUAUCUGGAGUUAAAAAUACAAUAGAAGUCUUAUAAUGUUUACAUUUAGGUGUUUUAAGUAGUAGUGUGAAUUCUUUUUCAUGAGAAAUGUUUAGUGAGCGGGAGUAGUUUCUUAAAAGUGAAAGUACUAUCUAGAACUGUUCGUGACCUUCACCUUAGAAUGAGCCUGCUUCUUUAAAACCUCUCAAGUCAGAAGAAGUAAACACUACAGCGACUAUUACCAAUCCUGUUUUUUAGUGAUGCUGGAGAACAGGCAAGUUAAAAUUCACCCUCUAAAUAAAGCAAAAAUGGCUUCCUUUUGGCAACAGCUGAAAGCUCUGCUCUGGCGUAACAUACUGCUGAAAAAAAGAAAUAGGCCCCAGUUGUUUCAGGAACUUUUCUUUCCUAUCUAUUUUGUGGCUAUACUUGCUGUCAUAAAAAUAACCACCAAACCAGAGAAACAGCCAGCAAUGAGCUUUCCAGCCAACAACAUGAGUAGUUUUCUUAGUUACAGUUUAAUAGGCCGUGUAGUCUAUGUGUCGCCAAAUACAACUCAGGUUAAAAAUAGAAUGGAUGCUAUUGUAGCAGAACUCAAGCUACCAAUUUCCUACGAAAUGUUCUCAUCGUCAGAGGCAGCUGAAGCUAAAUAUAAAUCAAACACCAGCAGAGUGGCUGCUGGUAUCAUAUUCGACUAUGAACAAAAUCCAAACUCUUAUGCCAUUAGAAUGAACUAUAAUUUUGUACCUGGCACUAAAGGAGUUUUUAACUAUAACCAAGGGACCUGCCGUUCUGAUAAAAGUGGGAGAUCAUUUGGUAAUUGUGAUGUGAACACGUACAUGCACACUGGAUUUACAUCCUUACAGUUGGCAAUAGAUAAAGUUCUAAUGAAAGAGCUGAAAAUGAACACAACAAAUCCAACAAUCACGGUGCAGUUGAUGGAUAAACCAGAGUUCUCUCCUAAUACAAAUUACAUCCAAACUCUUUCAUCUGUAUACUUUGUCUUCUCCUUCUCUGUCUUAGCCAAUUAUUUGGCUGUGAACAUAGUGGCUGAGAAGGAAAAGAAGAUCAAAGAAGGGAUGCUCAUGAUGGGUUUGAGAAGCUCUGUAUUUUGGCUGUCAUGGACUCUCAUUUAUUUGGCCAUGGUGGUUGUGGCAUCAGGACUUAUGAUUAUCAUCAUUGUGGCUACCACAUUUUUUAGUCAGAGCAACAUGUUUCUCCUUUUCUUGACCUUCCUACUUUAUGGCUGCUCCUUCAUUGCCUUUGCAUUCAUGAUAACACCAUUCUUCAAAAAGGCCAGAGUGGCUGGAGUCGUGGCUGGGUUUUCCACGGUUCUAAUCAGCUGUGUCCACCUUGCAGUCAGCCAAACCAGAGAUGAGGGAAGCUAUGAUGCCAACAUCCCAGCAGCUGGUCAGUGGUUGAUGUGCCUGUUUUCUCCUAUAGCAUUUUCAACUAUCAUAGAUCAGGGAAUUUUUCUAGAUGUUCAGAGAACCGGUUUUGGUUUUGAUAGUUCCUUGACAUACGGCAAAUUUCCCCUCUAUGCACCAAUCCUAAUGCUUGUAGUAGAUACUAUACUAUAUGCACUCUUGACAGUUUAUUUUGAUCAUGUGAUUCCAGGUGAAUAUGGUGUACGCUACAAGCCUUAUUAUUUCUUGCAAUACUCCUAUUGGUGUAAGUCCAGAAAAAGUGAUGAAAUGACACACUUAACAAUUCCCCGGAUGAGUUUUUCUCAGACUUCUGAUGUUGAAGCUGUGCCUGGAGAAAUAGAAGACAAAGUAGCUAUAAGAAUUUCACAUUUGACAAAGACUUUUAAACAAGAUGAUAAAACUUUCAAUGCUGUUAAUGGCUUUUGUUUGAACAUCUAUGAAAGUCACAUUACAUGUCUACUUGGACAUAAUGGAGCAGGAAAAACUACUCUAAUGAACAUGUUGACAGGAGUUGUUCCCCCUACUUCAGGAACUGCCAAAAUAUUACACCUGGAUAUCACAGACUCAUCAGAUUUGGAAGAAAUCAGGAGCCAUUGUGGCAUAUGUCCACAGCACAACAUACUGUAUGAUACUUUGUCUUGUGUUGAACAUUUAGAAAUGUUUGCAAACAUCAAAGGUGUGCGGCCAGAAAAGAUCCAGAAGAAAGUAGAAUCAGUACUGCAAGAUGUUGAUCUGACCAGUCAAGCAGAAACUUUUGCUAAAGACCUGAGCGGUGGACAGAAACGGAAACUUUCUGUUGCAAUAGCACUGAUUGGUGACCCAAAAUUGAUAUUUCUAGACGAGCCUACAGCUGGUAUGGAUCCAUUCUCUCGUAGACACCUGUGGUCAUUGUUGAAGAAAAAGAAAGAAGGAAGGGCUAUCUUACUAACAACUCAUUUUAUGGAUGAAGCUGAUAUUCUUGCUGACAGAAAAGCUUUCAUAAGUAAAGGCAAAUUAAGAUGUUGUGGCUCCUCAUUGUUUUUGAAAAAUAAGUUUGGCAUUGGCUAUCAUUUAACCAUGGUUGUCACCCCUGACUGUGAGGUAAAUGAAGUGACCUCCCUCUUACAAUCUAAAAUUCCUGAUGUCAUACUACAGAGGUCUCAUGGGAAAGAAGUAUCCUACACCAUUCCUCUGAAAGAUGUCUCAAAAUUUUCUGAGUUAUUUGCUCAUCUUGAUCAAGAGUCAAAUAAUCUUGGGAUUAAAAGCUAUGGUGUUUCCAUGACAACACUGGAAGAAGUGUUCCUUAAACUGGAAUCAGAAGAAGUGAGUGAAAUUGAAGCAGAGAAUGAGGAAAUCAUGACUUUCUCUGCCAACUCUGAGAUGGCCAGUGUGAAUGUGUCUGCACCAGUUCAAGCAAUCACAUCACUAGGAAAGUCUGUACUGACUGGAGCCAGUUUGUCAAAACAGAGAUUUAAAACAUUGCUUUGGAUUAGAUAUCUUUUGGUCAGACGAAAUAUUCAAGCUCUAUUUUUCCAGAUAUUUUUACCUAUUGUGUUUGUAGUAGUGGGCUUAGUUCUUGCUAAAGUGAACAAAACUAACCCAGUUCAGAAUCCUCAGUCUUUAGAGAUCAGCCCACGCCUGUAUGUGGAGUCAUCCACCAAGUCAUCAGGGUUAACACCCCUUUUAACAUUUGAUGCUGUCAACACAACAGAUUCAUUAGCAUUGUUUGAUGAAUGGAGAAAUCAUGACAAUUAUAAGCUAGACAUCUACAAAGCUGGUAUCAAUACAACAGGUCAGCUAGCACCUCAUUACUUGGGCAUACAAGUUCAGAACAUUUCUGGAAAGAACUUGAACAACUUUGUAAUUCUGUACAAUGACUCGGCACUGCACAGCGUACCAGCAGCCAUAAAUUUGUUCACUCAGACAGUAUUGUCCUUCUUCAACUCAUCAGCCUCUAUAAACAUCAGUAGUCUCCCAUGGCCUCAGACAGAAUCUGGUAUUCUCUUUAAUUCAGGGGCUUUCAUGGCUCCACUUUUAGUUGGCCUGGCUUUUAUGCUCAUCAUUCCAGGCUUUGCUGCAGACAUAGUUCAAGACAGGGAGUGGAAGUUGAGAAGUCAACUGCGUAUAUCAGGGGUAUCUUUUAACGAGUAUUGGGCUUCCAUCUAUGCUGCUGAUAUCAUACUGUACUUGAUUCCUUCUGUUCUUGUUUUGAUCAUUGUUCUGGCUAUGCAGAUUGAUGGCUUGAGUUCACCUGGUGCAGUGGGCUCCCUUGUCUUACUGUUUGCUAUCAACAUGCCAUUCUACAUAGUACUGGCUCUGGUGUUAUCCUUUAUCUUUGAUAAAACAGAAUCUUGUAUUUCAUACUUGCCUCAGAUUUUGACCAUUGUUGCCAUGAUACCUUUCAUCACAGUUUCACUGGUCGACAUGAUCGCCAGAAGUAAAGCUGCCAUUAUUAUUCACUAUGUUGCCUGUGUUAUGGACCCACCUUACAUCAUGUUUGGAGGCUUCUAUUUCAUCUCAAGGGUGAAUGUGAUAGCUGUUCAGAGUGGACUGCAAGUAACAGCCAGUGACUACUUCAAAUGGGACAAUCACUUUAUUAUUACCAUAAUAUUGCCAGUAAUACAUUUUGUUUGGAUGUAUUGGCUGCUUCGAGUCCUGGAUAUAAAGAAAACUGGAGGCAAAAUCAAAGAAGCCUUCCCAUGUCUUGCAAAGUCAGUGGAUGGCUCAAAUAAUAUAAACCCAGAUAUUAUUGAGGUGGAAGAUGAUGAUGUUAAACUAGAGAGAACUCAUGUGGAAAAUCUACACAGUUUUGAUAAUCCUACUUUCUGCAACACAUCCGGCACAAGUAUUGCUGAUACUAAGCCCCCAGUAGCAUACACACAAAGAUUGAGGAAAGUUUAUCAUAAACGCACCAAGAAAGCAAAUUGUUUUGAUUCUGCUGCUGUUCAGUCAAAGGUUGCAGUGAGAAAUUUAAGUCUUGGUGUCAAUGAGGGAGAGGUCAUGGGGCUACUUGGACCCAAUGGUGCUGGUAAGACAACUGUUCUGGGUAUGAUCAUAGCUGAGACGGAACCAACAUGUGGCAAGGUAAUUGUAUCUGGUUACAACAACCGCAGUCACAUGUUGUCUGUACUUGAGUUCCUGGGAUACUGUCCACAACAUGAUGCUCUUUGGGAGAGUAUCACCCUGGAGGAGCAUAUCAGGUGCUUUGCUGCCAUUAAGGGAGUAGACCCUAAACACUUGGAUGCAGUGAUAGAUUACUAUGUCUCAAGUCUAAAGCUAGAAGAACAUAAAAAGAAGCGUGCUAAAAAAUUAUCAGGAGGAACUAAAAGAAAGCUGAGUUACAUAAUGAGCAUACUGGGGUCACCUCGGCUUGUACUGCUAGAUGAACCUUCCACUGGAAUGGAUCCGCAAUCAAAACGUUUCCUCUGGGACACUAUAUCUGCAAGUUUUAAGAAAACAGAGAGAGGAGCUAUUCUGACCACACAUUACAUGGAGGAAGCUGAUGCUUUGUGUGAUAGAGUAGGAAUUAUGGUGAAUGGCCAAUUAGAAUGCCUUGGCUCAACUCAGCAUUUAAAAUCUAAAUAUGGAAGUGGCUAUAUUCUAGAGGUCAAGCUGCGAUACAAUGCAUCAACUCAAGUGGAGUCUUUGAUGGAUAGUCUGGAGGAACAUUUGAACAAAUUGUUUCCAGGCUUAGAAAAAGUUGAAAGAUUUCAAGAGAGAGCUCAGUAUGCCAUACCCAAAGAUGAUGUCAAAUUUUUAGGAGUAACUUUUUCAAACUUAGAAAAAUGUAAAGAGACUCACAACUUAGAAGAGUACAAUUUUAGUCAGAGUACACUGGAGCAGGUGUUUCUUUACUUUGCCAAGAAGCAACAAGAUGAAGAUGAAGAGAAUGAAAUCAAACAGCAGACACUUACAAAUAACUUUCCAACAAACAUUUAAACAAAAAAUUUUGUGAAUCAGUACAUUAGACUUUUUUGUUUUCUUAAAAUUGAAAUUGUUUUUAAAAGAGAAAUCCUUUUCAGAAUGCAUUUUAUUUGACCAUGCUGUAUUAUAGCUAACAGGAUUUGUUUCCUAGUAGAUUUAAUAUUAUAUUCAGUAUUAGGUUUUGGGCAUUUCAUUUUUUUUUUAAAGUGGAGUCAUACAAACGGUAUCUGGUUGAUGAGAGAAUAGUGAUGUCAUAAUCUACUAUUGCAUUUAUCAAUGAGGCAUACGAGAAAGAAUGGACUAGCCUCUCUCUUGAUAUUCUGCUAAGAACAGCUGCUGGCUGGAAAGAAUGGUGGGAAUAAAUUACAUCUCAGCACCCUGUAAAAUAUAAGGCAUAGAAUAGAUUUGUUUUAAAAUGUUGAAGUAGUAAGUCAUUCAGAAUUAAGGCCCAUCAGUUCGUCAUUUUGGGACAUGUUUUGCUAGGGUAAGUAUUUGCAUUUCUUGGCUGCAAAGUUCAAAGGUCCUUCCUUAAAUGCAAUUUUACAUUUUGAGUCUGUUUUUAAGUUUGGAUGAAUAUCUUUGAUACAAGUUUCAUAUAGAACUGUGACAUUUUUAUGUUGAAUAUUUGGAUUGCACUUACUGUUCUGAUUAUUUUUUAAUGCUCUCUGACUUUAUUAUAUUACCUUGUGAUUUAUUAGGCUAAAUAAUGCACAGCCAGAGGGUACUUUUUUGUAAUAUAAUGCUAGUCUUUCACUUUCCUUUUUUUGUGUGGCUACAUUUUAAUGCACCACAGCUUUAGAAUAUUUUAUUUAAAAAAUCAUUUAUUUACAUUCUACUGUCCAAAUUAUAAGUUGACAUUUAUAGUGCCUUAUUUUAGAUUUCUUUUGUUUGUGUGUGUGUGUGUAGCAAACUUGAGUUUUGCUGAAGAAUGUAUUGUAGACAUGACCGAUAUGCAUCAUUGACAUGGUUAUUUUUUUUUUAAUUUUGAAACAAAUUUGAUGUAUAAACUAGUAAUUAUAUAUAUAUAUAUAUAUAUAUAUAUAUAUAUAUAUAUAUAUAUAUAUAUAUAUAUAUAAUAUAUAAUAUAUAUAUAUAUAUAAUGAAUGUAAGGUGUACAUAUGGGGAUAUAUCCUGAAUGAAAAACAAAACCGUUUGACCAAUCUUAAUGAAACUUGACAAAAAUGUGCCAUGAUAUAUCCAGAGAGCCCUAUAAAUAAAAAACAACAACUAAUUUUAUCUCUAUUUAUUAAAGAACAAAACUUUUAACAAAUCGAAAAAACCCGUUUUCACAGUAUUUUAUAUUUGAUAAGAAUAUGUUGGCUUAACAUGUAAGCCCAUUUUCACACACUACUUUUAUUUUCAGGGCAAAAUAAAUAAAUGUGAAGGCAACAUUCUUUAUGUUUGCAAUAUAACUAAAUCUAAUCCAUUACCUCAUUAAUACCCAAACUAAGGUCCACAGGCUGAUGGUAAUAUCCAGCUAAUAUAUAUAUAUUAUAUUCACAUACACAUAAUUUGUUUGUUUUACCAACUUUCUUAUUUUAGCAUUUUAUAUUUAGUAACCAUAGAUUUUAUUUUACAUCUGUGAUAAAACUAAAUCAUUAUCAUAUCAUAUGUGCCAAUCUAAUCAUUAUAUAUCAACUGAUUAAAUCCUGUCAUUAAUGUUUUUCGCUCAUAUUUGUUUAAUGUGAUUCAACAAAUAUUAAAUAUUAUCCAUAUUUCAAAGUG